AUGCGCUCUUCUAUCGUCAGCCUCGCCCUCUUGGUGUCUCUCGUCUCGUCUGUUGCUGCCCUCCAGGCCGGCACCGCCCCCAGGGCCGAGAUCAACCUCAUCUCUCGACAAGACGACGUAUCUACCGGCGACGGAUCUGACGACACUGGAUCCACCGAUGAUGGCUCGAACGACGACGAUUCUUUUGAUGACGGUUCUGAUGAUGACGAUGGUUCAGAGGAUGUGGACAGCGCCGUCGAGUCCGCCACCUCCUCCUUUGCAACCGGUAUCGAGUCGAUCACCUCUGAUGUUGAAAGCUUCGGGACCGCUGGGGCUAGCAGUGCGGUCUCUGCUGCCUCGGCAUUGACUUCGGAGGCUGCCAGCGGUGCUUCUUCCAUCACCUCUGGGGCUACCUCGGCAGCGUCUGUAGCUCGAGGUGCCGGCAGCUCUAUCUCGAGCGUCGCUACCAGUGUCGCUUCUCAGGCUAUUAGCAAGGCGACCAGCGCAGCCUCUUCGGCGCACUCGGUUGCUACGAGUUUGGCUUCUGGCGCAUCUGCCAGUGCAUCCGACAUGGCUUCUUCCAGCUCGGCCAACUCUAUCCAGGCGGGCAGGCUCGAGAUGGCCAUGGGUGUCGGAGCUGCUGUCAUCCUGGGUGCUGGUCUCGUCUUUGUCUAG
Cryptococcus wingfieldii CBS 7118 is the source of this 654-nucleotide messenger RNA. RefSeq lists its product as hypothetical. The record is from RefSeq and is a predicted model, not a curated record. The transcript is spliced from 4 exons. The coding region runs from base 1 to 654 and encodes 217 amino acids. NCBI's taxonomy places the organism in Eukaryota, Fungi, Basidiomycota, Tremellomycetes, Tremellales, Cryptococcaceae.